AAAACUGUUUAUUAGUCUGUAAUCAAUAAAGAACUUUUGAACAAUUGUCUCUGCCUGUCAUUAUCUGUGUUGAAUCGGACUUGAUAAAUUAGUUUAUCUAUCAUAUGACCGAUAGGGGGCGCAACAUUACAUUGGACCUUCAAAGGAAGUGGAACAUCCCACCGUCACGCCGGCAAACUGUUCUUUCUUACUAGCAUUUAAAUUUAAUUUAGGUAAACAUGGCAUCGGGAAUAAAAAUCGACGAUUCGGUUAAAAAAGCAUGGGCUGGAUGUAGUAUGAUGAGUGUAAAAUCCAAAAAACUCAAAUAUGCUGUUUUCAAAUUCUCUGACGACGUAAAAAAAGUCGAAGUGGAGAAGACCGGCUCAACUGAUGACGGAGAACCGUGCGAAUACGAUGUUGUUAUCGGAAGUCUGCCUGCUGAUGAUGUUCGAUAUCUUGCGUAUGAUUUCGAUUUUUGCAACAAAGACGGCACCAAGAAAAGUGAGAUGAUCCUGGUUUCAUGGCACCCUGAGAGCUGCUCUGUCAGAAAAAAGAUGAUCUGUGCCUCUUCCUUCAAUGCCCUGAAAUCUGCACUUUCUGUUAGCAAGAAUGUCAUAGAAGGAGAUAACUAUAGUGAAGUUGAUACUAAAGCAGUUUUAGAGAAACUUGGAUGGAAAGCAGCUUAAGAUGAAGAGGAAUUUAUUAGUUAGUAUAGGUGUGCUAACAGCUUUUUGAGACAUCAGUGUAGGAUUCUUGUAUGGAGGGGAAUUUUUUAGGUUUAGCAACAACUUUGCAACAAUCUUGAAAUCUAUUUUUGAGAACAUUAUGAUGGUUAUUGGAUUUUUAUAAAAAUAUUUUCAUUGUUAAAUUGUCAUUUUUCUAAUAGAUAUGCUAACCAUUACACUCAUCCUACAAAGAAAUGUUACAACUGGGGAUAUGUUUUUAAAUUUACCAACAAGCAUCAUCUUUCCCUUUAUUUUGCUUAUAAUGUUCAUUACUGUAAAAGUCAUUGAAAAUCUGUAAAAUAUAACUUCUAUUCUUUUGUGUUAGCAUUAGUUGGUUAUAAAAUGUCCCCUCCAAUGUAUGUUUUUGUAAAAUAAUUCAUUUCAGUUACGACAAGUUAAUAAAAAAAAUAGGCUUUUCUUUUUUCUGUUGCUACAUAGUAAUUUUGAAAUUUUCUGUCAUGUCUUGUUUCAUCAUAAAAAAAUCAUCUCUUGAGUAAUUUAUUUGUUGAUUAUUUUUUUAAAGUAUGUAACAAAUCAGUAGCCUGGUUCUUGUCUUAUAGAUUGAGAAUAUUUAUAUCAAAACCUAGCCACUGUGCUGUGUAAUAUAAUGGUAAUGUACCUAUAUACUGCUUUGAAUAAUAAUUUCAUUGUUAAGGCUAUCCAGUCUCAUUUGUAAUAUGACAGUUUUCUCUGCUAAUUAUUAGUAUUUAUAACAUUGUGCUCAAUAAAGUUUUUAAAUAAAUUAAAAUUAUACAAAACUUGUCACAUCUGUUUUUACCAAUGGUUAAUCAGUUCUGUUAAAUGUUUUAACUCAGUUUGAUAAUCAGUCCAGAAAAGUGUUAACUGAUAAAAUAGAUCUCUGAAUUUGUGGUGUGAUAUUAACAAAAGUAGGUGUGUCACAUAGACUUGAACCAUCCUGUUGGUGGACAGCAUGAAUACAUUCAACAAUGCGCUAAGAAGUAAAUUUUUUGUGUAUACAUUUUACUUAAACUGUGAGCUUGUUUGAUCUCUGUAUUAUCAAUCUCAUUUGUACAAUGAGAACACACUUAUUUUGUAACUUCUUGGAUGUGAAAAAGUCAUGGCAUUUAGUGACAUCUAUUCUUUUUGUAAAACUAGUCAACCGCCAUGUUAUCGCGGUUAGCAAGUUACUCUUCAGUCUAGAAAUAUCUAAACCAAUUUAAUGAAUAGCAAAACUAGUAUAAAAGAAAAUUGCUGACUGGUGGGUAGACUGAUAUUCUACUCACUGAUGCACACACCCUCUGUGUACCACAUUUUAUAUUCAUGCAAAUAAUUAAUAAAACACUGUUACUA
Messenger RNA from Physella acuta, 2015 nucleotides. RefSeq lists its product as uncharacterized. Gene Ontology annotation, biological process: actin filament depolymerization. Lineage: Eukaryota; Metazoa; Mollusca; Gastropoda; Physidae. Gene Ontology annotation, cellular component: actin cytoskeleton. The record is from RefSeq and is a predicted model, not a curated record. Gene Ontology annotation, molecular function: actin binding.